GGUGUUCGAAGCUGGCCGGAAUGGCCAUGCUGGUGAUCUCGCUGUCGCUGUUGGCGACCACUCCCUCCGUCGACUGCGGCAGCGGUAUGACCGUAGAGGCGGCCGGCUGCGGGAUGGACGCGCAGGUGAUGGGUGUUCCCGAUGGCACGUCCUGGGAGGAUGGGUGCAGACGCUGCAAUGAGGCCCUCGCCUUGAAAGGAGUAUUCGAUCCGUGCGGUGGCUCUGGCUGGUGCGCCCUGCCGACCGAUCGGUUCGGCCGCACCACGUAUGGCGUCUGGCUUAAGGCGCACUCCGCUCCCUCGCCGCCGCCAUCGCCGCCGCCUCUGGCGCCAGAAGAGCCGCUCUCGCGCGACGCUCUCUACCUCGCCGCCGCCGCACUCGCCGCCGCCGCCGCCACCGCCGCUGCCCUCACCGCCUCAAGCGCACGCAAGAGCGCGGUGGGCUCCACAGCCAGCGCUCGCGACUUCUCAGACAGCACUCAGCUCAGCAAGCAACGUCUGGAAUCGGUCCGCUACGCGCAGGCGAGUGUGGACUAUGAAAAGCGCAAAGCCUAUACGAAACUUCCCAAGUGCAAGGUGACGCCACCACCACAGUCCGAUCUUGCUGUGGCCAAGGCUUGCGCGGCGAGGAAGCAGCAGAAGCGGGAUUGCGAGAAGGUGGAAAAUAUGAGCAACACGGACACCAACGCCUCUUCCGAUGCCGCGAGCGAGAUGCCCGGACCCUCGUCCGCGUGACGGGAAUGGAGGGAAAGAAGGUGCAUGCCAUGUCCAUGAGAGUGCCGACUCUACAUACUGUCGCAUGCCAUGCUAACGUUCGGGCGUCGCAGAGCGGUCCGGCGCCACAGGCCACACGCGUGCUGCGCGUGACCAUGUGCAUGUAGAGCGUAGACGAGAGAGAGAGAGCCGUGUUGCGGUUGUGCUCACCAUGUGUUCGUGUGCAGGUGUUGUGCUCAGUCUAGGCUCAAAUAGAGAUACAUGUCCGUUACAUGUUUUAUAAUUAAUGCGGUUC
Messenger RNA from Emiliania huxleyi CCMP1516, 1008 nucleotides. RefSeq lists its product as hypothetical. The transcript is spliced from 3 exons. Lineage: Eukaryota; Haptophyta; Isochrysidales; Noelaerhabdaceae. Bases 21 to 734 code for a protein of 237 amino acids. The record is from RefSeq and is a predicted model, not a curated record.